Molecule: messenger RNA, 555 nt
Organism: Cicer arietinum (chickpea)
Lineage: Eukaryota; Viridiplantae; Streptophyta; Magnoliopsida; Fabales; Fabaceae
Product: transcription factor MYB13-like
Source: RefSeq, a predicted model, not a curated record
UUUAAUUUGUCUUUAUGUCACUUACUAUAGAGAAGGCAAUUAAGCAUAUAAAUUCAUACACACAGACACAAAGGGAGGUAUAUCUAUAGAAGCUGAAUAGAUCAAUAUGGUGAGAAUCCCAUCUAGUGACAAAAUUGUUUUGAAGAGAGGAACAUGGACACAAGAGGAAGACAAGAAGUUAAUUGACUAUGUUACUAGAUAUGGUCACUGGAAUUGGCGCCUACUCCCUAAGUUUGCAGGACUUGCGAGAUGCGGAAAGAGUUGUAGAUUAAGGUGGCUAAAUUACCUAAGCCCAAAUCUCAAAAGGGGGAACUUCACUUUAGAAGAGGAGGAAACUAUUGUUAAACUGAAUCAACUUCUAGGUAACAGGUGUGAAAAUUGAAACAUUCUCCACUAAUACGUACAACACAAUAUUCAUGUUUUAGAAAACCCAAAAACAUGAUAGAAAAAUGUCAUAAAUAUUUUGUCUUUAUCAAAUUGAUUAAAUCAUACUAACAUAGUAGGGUAAAUGUUUAGAUUCUUUAACUAUUUGAGUUCGAGUUCGAUUAUUGACUG